Molecule: messenger RNA, 5417 nt
Organism: Limanda limanda (common dab)
Lineage: Eukaryota; Metazoa; Chordata; Actinopteri; Pleuronectiformes; Pleuronectidae
Gene: prr36b
Product: proline rich 36b
Exons: 5
Coding region: 225-4145 (1306 amino acids)
Source: RefSeq, a predicted model, not a curated record
CCUCCUCCGCCUCUCCUCUUCCUCUCUGACCGGAGGAUCGAGCCGGGGCUUGCGGGAGAACACUGGGCGUAGCUGGGGAGGAUUCCUCUCGAACCUGCCGCCACACACCGACCCACCGACCAGACCUUGUAUUCUCCAGAAAGCUGUAGACCUGUGGCCAUCCUGUGAGCUUCAAGUCCAUCAGUCUUGUCCUGCAGAGACGGACCACCACCACUCAAGAGGAGAUGAAGCCGGAUGGAGUUGCCACGGCAGCAAUGGAGCCAAUGGAAGCAUUGGAUUCCAAUCAAGGAAAUGAGGCAGCACACGCCGUAGGACAGGAGCCCAACCAGGCAGCCAGUCCUGCGGAAGAGGAGACACCACAGCAGCAUGUAGGAGAUACGGUUCAGGUGGAACCUCAGCCCGAACAGGCCAAGGAAACCCCAGCUGCUACGACCGGCAACAAGUCCUCAGGAGACUCCAAAGCCAAGACUCCAAACAAGGCCACGCCUAAGACAAAACCUUCCUCCACCAUCCAAACCAAGACCACAGCUGGCUCACGGCCCAACACAUCCCAGAGCCGCAUCUCCAACGGCACGUCGAAGCCUCAGACCAACGGAGUGGCCAAGAAAGCCACGUCCGCUCCGGACAAAAAGGGCAUCACGACCUCAGCGCCCGCCAAAAGACCAACAGGCACGGCUGGAGUGCUCGCCCCCAAGAGCAAAGUGGGUGAGAAGAAACCCCCCGGUGCUGCCACCACCACCACCACCAACAACUCUGCAAAGCCGAUGGCUGGACCACCCGCAGCCAGGAAGGCGCCGUCCUCAUAUGCAGUUGGUGUAAAAACCAGCACCACCGCAGCUGCUGCGAAAAAGCCCAUAGGUCUAAAAUCUGCACCUCCGUCCAAACCUGCCACUGCUGCUGCACCUAAGCCUGAUAAGGCCGCUGUUCCCAAGACAACCAGGCCGACAACCACCACGCCAGCGUCCUCUCGUCCAGCCACAGGCGUAACCCGGCAACCCCUCGCGAGUGCAACCAGGAGCUCCCCCGCUGCCUCCAAACCUCCCACUCCCAGAACCCCGUCCUCCGCCGCUAAGCCGGCUGCCGCCAAACCAACCUCCUCGACCCCCUCUGGUGGCAAAGCUCCCACAUCACAAACAUCCAGGAACUCGACCCCUGUGAAGAAAGAUGUUACCAAACCAGCAACCCCAUUCAAAAAGUCUGCAGAUUCUCCCCUUACCCGCACCCCAACUGCUGCGAAGCCCGCGAAACCGGAGACCCCCAAAUCAGCCUCAAAAUCAGACACCACCACCAAAAAGCCUACAAAUGCUACCACCAAGUGUGUGGACACAAAGACACCCACCCGCCCAAAACCACUGGAGAGUAAGCCCACACCUUACAAACCGUCCGUCUCCAAAUCGGCAGGAGCCCCCAAGGCCCCCACCCCUAAGAAAACUGUGGGCAGCAGCACCCCGACCCCGGUGAAGCGUGGCCCCAAAGCGACGACAGGUGCCAAACCUGAAGUGGAGAUUGCUGCCGCUGUAGCUGCUGCUGCCGCUAUCGCUACGGCUGCCGCUGCCAUCGCCGUGCCAGAGGAACCAGAACCUCUCGCUGAAGUAGCUGUGGAGCUGACUGCUACAACUCCUGAAGCAGUACAAGAGAAAAUCUCCGAGCCCACAGCAGAACCAACACCAGAACCUGUACGUGAACCAACACCAGAACCCGCUCGAGAACCAACACCAGAACCCAUACGAGAGGAAACACCUGAGCCUCUAUAUGAACCAACACCUGUAAGACAACCAUCUCCAGAACCCCUUGCAGAGCCACUGUCUCAGCUGUCAUUAGAGGAAGACCUAGGAGCUGAUUCUUUCCAUGAUCAAGCCUCCAGUGUUCCUGUGUCGGCCCAGAUGGACCUUUACAAAUUCCAGGAGUCGGUUCCUUCCUUGGGAACGACUGUCAUGUCUCCUCCUUGCUCCCCACCCGGCCCAGUGUCUCCAGUCAGAGAGCCACAGAACGCUUCCUCUGGGCUGGACAUGCACUUCCAGUCUGACCCCUGGGACACGAACCAGCACUUGGCCUCGUCUGACUUUGCCUCAGAGAGCACAGUCGGCACGAUGAAUUUCCAGACGGAAGAGGAGAGGGAGAAUAAAGAACGAUUCUCACAUGAGACAAGGGAUGAAGAGGAGGAGGAAGAGGAAGAGGAGGAAGAUGACAAACAGAAGAUCCUGUUCAUGCCUCCCUCCACAUGUUCAUCUGAAGAGGCAUUUAACAUGAAGGCACAAACCCCCUUGUUCGUUGCCUCGCCCCUGGAUGAUUUCACCCCCAGGGACAUGACCUCCCCUCAUGAAAAGGAGGAGGCAGUGGAAAAGGCUGAUGAAGAGAUCAAUGAGGAUGAUGAUGAGGAGGAGGAAGAUGAAGAUGAGGAACAGAGGAGACUAGGCCACCAGCCUUUGUCCUUCACCACUGACAUGAGCACUUCUCAGCCCUCUGAGGAGUUCCAGGUCCGCUCCUCAGGCUUUGGCGGUUCCGCGGGUUGGCACGGCGAUGACCUCCUGUCCGGGUUGGACUCGGAGGACGUGAGCAGCUGCACCAGCAGCCGGCAGCAGGGAGUCUCCGACCUCAGCAGCGCCCAGCACACGGCCAUCUUAGAGGGCACCCAGAGCUCGGACGCCAUGAUCGAUUCAAGCCUCCGUGGCUCUGAGGGAGAUGGUAACCUCAUGGGUUCGCCCAACGUGGAAACCCUGGCCAAUGAAGAAGAGGAGGACGAGGACGAAGAGGACGAGCGCGUGGAUGAUAUGGACUUGAGUUCAGAGAGGAUAGAGGAGCGUCACAAGGUGUUCCAGCAGCAGGAGCAUGACGAGGAGGACGAUGAGGAUGUAGAGAUGCACAGUGAAGGCGUAACGGAGAGCUGUGGGAACGUAGAUGAAGAUGACUUCAAUGAGGAGGAGCAUUUAGACAACCUCAAUCGCUCUGCUCCUCCCCCCAGCAUCCCCCCCGCCGCCUCCUGGGGCCAGACCAACCCCUUCGCUGAUACCUGGGGUCAACCAGCCUCUCUGCUCCCUGUCUCCUCCCCCAGCCCGCUGUCCGACCAUGGAGCAGCUGAAUCUGAAACCCCAACUCAGUCUCCUGCCCAGACAUGUUUUGACAUCAGUGGUCCUUCCUUCGUUCCUCAGCCGGAGCCCCAGCAGCUCCAGUCAGCCCACGAGGAGAUGAAGAGCUCCGAGGAGGUGCAGGACCUUCUGGCUGGCCCGGCUAUGGGCAUGUCUAAGAGCGGCACAGGUCUGUCUGCUCACAGUGACACCAGCACGCCAGAGGAGCUCCGGGACUACGACAGCAGCUCCGGGGUGGAGUCGCGCUCCGACAAGCAGCACACCCCGGUGCCUGCUUCAGUCCAGCCUGACAUGGAGCAGGACCUGGGUAUCCACUUGGAGAAAGGUGAUGGAGAAGAGGAGGAGGCUGAGACGCUUCCUGCCGACGAGGUCCUAGGAACCGGACCCCCAACUGCUCCAGCAUCCGCCCCCUCUUCCCCCUCCACCUCGGGAGACGAGGCCAGUGAUACGGAGGGUGAGAUGCAGAUCAACGACCCAGACGCACCGAUGAUGAUGGAUGACAGUGCUGGAUUUGAAAGCCCCACUCCAAACUGUAAUCUGCCAGCUCUUGACGAGGAUGAGGAGGCAGCAGCUGCUGGGGACGGCGAAGAGGACGGAGGCGGAGCCACUCCCCAGUCGGCCCACUCUGUGGCGUCCUAUGGCUUCGACUGCACCACGUCCAACUCCAACGCCCACUCCAUGGCCGAGAGCUGCGGAAAGAGCCCGGGGAUCUUCUCCCUGGAGAACGAGGAGCAGCUGGACGAGGAGGCCAAGGACCCGUCCUUCAUCAAGGAGCUGACCCUGCCAUCGGCGGCCGCCACUGCCUACGGCGACGACCUGCUGGGUCGACCUGUGGACCUGAUGCCUCUGGGCCUUCCAGGAGGAAUGGCGCCCAGCCUGGAUGAGCACCACUACAUGCUGGGUGGAAAGGUUGCAGCAGACCACCUCGGGGAGGUGGAUCCACUGGGGUCCGGUCUCCACUUCGGGGCCCAGGAACCCGGAGACACCGACGAUAGCCAGCCACCGUACUACUCAACCAUUUGUGAUAAGACUGAUAGUUUUCUUGCAGGUAACGUAUAAGUCCCUGCUAUUACCCCUGGAAUGCACCUUUUCCCCACAACCCUCCCCUUACCUGUUGUCUGUUUUCUCUCCAGUUGGGUUAGAUGGCUUAGAAGGAGGAACAGAGGAGAGCCAGAUUGUAGGAAAUGAUUUUAAAAAAUCAAAAGAGAGGAGCUGAGGAAAAAUGACUGUAGCAAACUUUAAGUGAAGCCUCCCUCUUUCAUACUGUUAUGAUCCUGGUUGUGAGUGUCUGGCUUAAACUCCUUUAUGUACAAUAGCUACUACCAUUUUCUAGUAGAAUGUUCUUUUUAAGUAACACUGCAUAUCCUGUAGCCCCUGCUGGGGUAUUGACUGAUUGGUCCAAUGUGACUGAGCGUUUAAACCGAAAAAGACAAAAAAAAAAUUGAUGGAAUGAAAUGGACUCAUUGUGUAUUUAUCCUACUGUUUUUACCGAACAAAUGUCAAUGACUUAUUUUUUGUUUUUUUUGUUUUUGUAUUUGCUUAUUUGUUGUUUUUUGUUUUGUUCCGUUCUGUUGAAACCAGGAGUCUGAGCUGCGAAACAGGAUUUUACGAUUAUCAAGGGAACUGAGGCGUCAACUCUUGACUUUUUGUAGUUCUUCAAAGCCAAUUGGCACCGGUUACCAUGGUGAUUUGAUUUACCCGGCAGAGUUGGCGCUGACGUUACCUCGAUAACCGCAGAUUCCUCCUCGCAGUGCAGACCCCUGGUCCCCCCCCCCACCCUGUGUACACACGCUUCAUGUUCAACAGCACCAUAGCGAUAGUCACAUGCUCCUUUUUAAAGGUUGUGUUCCUGUUUCAAGACUUUUAGCUUUUCAAAAUAAAAGGCUAGUUAUUAACAGGGCUGCCAGCCCGUGCAGAUGUGUUAGGUAUGGGAGUGUUAGAUUGCAGUUGGUGAAGUUUUUUAAUGUGUGCAUCAGGAGGUCGUUACGGUAUAACGUGCAGUCACGUACAGUAUGUGUUUCAGGCUUUUGGUUUUUACGUGGCUUCUCUUCCGGCCUCAGUUAGCUGAUCAUUUGUGUUCCAGGAGAGACUAACAACUAGCCCAUUACUUGUGAUGAGACCCUGCAUUGUCCUACACAGCUUUACAUUCGCUGAGAGGUUUCUCCUAGUCAGUGUUUGGUUUACUAUUUCAACAGUAUAUUGCAUGUUUAACUAACAAAGAGACUGUGUACUACCUUGAAUUUGAAACAAUUCUACACUAGACAUGUUCAUCAAUGAAUGGUUCACACUAGGUUAUCUUUCAAAAUUCCAUUAAAACAUCCUUGCAAGGCA